Molecule: messenger RNA, 2542 nt
Organism: Carassius auratus (goldfish)
Lineage: Eukaryota; Metazoa; Chordata; Actinopteri; Cypriniformes; Cyprinidae
Gene: ankrd13b
Product: ankyrin repeat domain 13B
Exons: 15
Coding region: 304-2205 (633 amino acids)
Cellular component (GO): cytoplasm
Molecular function (GO): protein binding
Source: RefSeq, a predicted model, not a curated record
GCGCGCACGCGUUUGAGUGUGAGAGCAGAGGGAGACGAGAUUAGGAGGAGUGGAGGAGAACAGAACGGAGAGCAUUCAUGCACACAAGCUUUAAAUUGCCUUCAACACAGACACACUGAAUGCCAAACUACUAUGCAAAAUGCGAUGCUGGAACGAAAUGGGAGAGAAAUGCCCAUAGCUGUCGUUUCAGCAAUACUAAUAAUAAUAUAGUAGCCUACCUACGCGCCCUUUAUAAAAGUAAGUGAUAUCGCACAAAAGCAGGGAAACGGAACUGGAGAGAGAGCAGCGCCGAACUAUGCACUGAUGAUGAUUUCUGCCAGAAAAACUCCGGAGAAGAGUCGCUACCACCUGCAUUUUUUGGUGUGGCAUAACAAACACCGGCAGCUGGAGAAAGAGCUCUCAGCUCGCGAGCAGGUUGAUUUAGAAGUGUUGGACCCACGGGGUCGGACUCCUUUGCACCUGGCCGUGACGCUGGGCCAUUUAGAGUGCGCCCGUCUGUUAGUCCAGCAUGGAGCCGAUGUCAGCAGAGAAAACAGAAAUGGCUGGACAGUGUUGCAGGAGGCCAUCAGCUCACGUAACCCGGAGAUGGUGCGUCUGGUGCUGCGUUACCGGGACUACCAGCGCACCACCAAGCGACUGGCGGGGAUCCCACGCCUGCUGGAGAGACUCCGACAGGCACAGGACUUUUACGUGGAAAUGAAAUGGGAGUUUACAAGUUGGGUUCCUCUCGUGUCUCGUAUCUGUCCGAGUGACACAUAUCGGGUAUGGAAGAGUGGCCAGUGUUUGCGGGUGGACACAACGCUCAUGGGAUUUGAGCAAAUGACCUGGCAAAGAGGCAAUCGCAGCUUCAUAUUCAGGGGUCAAGACUCCAGCGCCAUGGUAAUGGAGGUGGAUCAUGACAGACAGCUGGUGUUUUGCGAGACGCUGCCGUGCCUCUCUUCCUCUCCCACCUCGCCCUCCACCAGGCCGUGCACAAACACUUUGCGCCUUCUGGGGGCGCUGCAGCCCAGCGACGAACAGGUGGCAGCCCGUCUAUCUGCUCCCGUGGUAGCGACGCAGCUGGAUACCAAGAACAUUUCCUUUGAGAGGAAUAAAACGGGCAUUCUUGGCUGGCGUAGUGAGAAAACGGAGGUGGUGAAUGGGUACGAAGCAAAGGUUUACUGUGCUUCUAAUGUUGAGCUGAUCACACGUACACGUACUGACCAUCUCACUGACCAGCACAAAACAAAACCCAAAGGGGGCAAGACUCCUCUGCAAUCCUUCCUGGGUAUCGCUGAACAGCACAUAGGGCCUAACAACGGACACACUAUGGUGACUCAGAUAUCAUGUCCUGCAACGAACCCUUUGGCCGUGACGGCAGAGGAGUACUUUAAUCCCAACAUGACUCAGAGAGACAUCGGCCAGCCCUGUCACCUCACCACCAAAACACAAAGGUUCAAAGCCAAGCUGUGGUUGUGUGAAUCACACCCUUUAUCUCUGUCGGAGCAGGUGGCUCCUAUCAUCGACCUCAUGGCCAUCUCCAACGCACUGUUCGCCAAGCUUAGGGACUUCAUCACCUUGCGCUUGCCUCCUGGCUUUCCCGUCAAAAUAGAAAUUCCCAUCUACCACAUCCUGAAUGCUCGCAUCACCUUUGGGAACCUAAAUGGUUGUGAAGAGGGUGGUUUGCCCCGAGUGGAUGCUGAAGGGGACGGACAGAAGGACAGCCCCAGGACAGAGACUCCAUCUCCAGGCAGUGACUCCUCCAGCAUGUCCAGUUCCAGCUCAACAAACUCGUGUCGCGGAGGAGAGAUCCCAUCUUGUGUGUUUGAGGCUCCGCGAGGGUACAGCAUUUUAGGAGGAAACCAGAGGGAGAACAUUAGAGAAGAGGAAGAUGAUCUCCUACAGUACGCCAUCCAGCAGAGCCUGAUAGAGGCAGGAUCAGAAUAUGACCAGGUGACGAUCUGGGAGGCUUUGACCAACAGUAAGCCAGGAACACACUCUCUGUCCUGUGACCCCAGCCGGCACGAAAGAACCCCACAGCACAAACCCAGCCCUGUGGAGAGCCCUCGCAGCACACCAACCAAUAAGCCACCACGCAGCUAUGACGAGCAGCUGCGUCUAGCCAUGGCACUGUCCGCCCGUGAACAGGAAGAGGCGGAGCUACGUCAAAGACGAGAGGAAGAGGAACUGCAGCGUAUAAUUCAGCUGUCACUCAUGGAGAAGUGAGGAACUGAGGGGUGGGAGAGCAUGUCUAGGGAUCUGGAACCAACUACGCUGGCCAUUCCCAAAGGCCCCACCCUCUUCUUCCAAAGAACUGGAUAAAAUGGGCUGAUCUCUUGUCCAGGUCUUGAGUGAAUCGUUCAGAAUCACAGAGAAACCUCGGUCUUCACUGCAAGUUUACAAACAAAAACUAUUAAAAUCAUGGCAAUCCACUGACUGAUCAGCACCGGUCUCGUCUCUGAACGUGUGAAUGUGCAUUUAUGACUGAGAAAGUCCACACUGCGGACCUUGGCAUUGUUUCUAAAAGCCAUCAUCUGAGCAUUUGCUGAGAGUUCUUGCAGUA